CUUGCAGCGCUUGAAUAUGGGUCAUGAUCCAGUGUCAUCUCGCAUACACAUAUGAACAGUAACGAGGUAGGUGAGACGUCGUGUGACUGUUCGAACCCACACACCAUACCCAACCACACCAGUGUCCUUUCGGAUCUGUUCCCUAACUAAUCAAUCGCCCGCCCGCUCAACGAACACUUGUCUGCCCAAGUUCUACCGUCUCCCCAUUCUGUCGCUUCACGAAGUCAGCCAGCCAGCCAGCCAUCCGGCCACCGCCACCCACAUCGGUCAGUCAGGUCAUGAUGCGACGCCGUUGUCGACCGACGGCCGCCUCUUGCUGCUAUACCGCUGCUUGGCCUGGUCGUUGAUGAUGCAUAGGUGCUCCAGGUCACGGAACAUCUCAUUGUAGUCGAGGCUGAACCCGACAACGAAUGCAUCUGGGGGGACAGCAGGACACAACACACACAUGACACAGCAACAGAACAGGCGCCACACAAGUCUCGCAGGGACGCUUCUUCUGGCUGACCAGGGCAUGAAAAUCCGACAAAAUCGCCGCGGAAGCCGUUCGACUUGUCGGUGCGCUUCUCGAGGAGGGAAGCGAUGCCAAUCGACUUGGGGCCGAUGGCCCGCAGGUAGUCGCAGAACUUGGUCAGCGUAUUGCCUGAAUGGACCACAAUAAGUAAAGGACACACAGUGUGGUUGUGAUGCGCCGCCCAGCCCAGCCCAGCCAAACCAGGCCAGCAACCUGUAUCGAUGAUAUCUUCGACGAUGAGAACGUGUUUGUUCUUGAGGAUUGACAGAUCCUCUGCUAUCACUUCCAGCUGGCCGCUGCUGUCGGUGCCGACGUACGAACGCAGACGCACAUAGUGCUCCUGCAGGCAAAGCGAAGCGACCACACAGGCAUGCACAGGCACAGCAAACGUGCCAUCAUGUCAUCCAUCCAUCCAUGAGUGUGUGUGUGGUGUGUGUCGCUGGCCCACCCACUUACCAUAUAUGGCGGUGAAGUGGCGUAUGGCCUGCCGUACAUGUGUAUCUUGUUGAGGUAGGACAGCAGAUGGUUGAAGAAGCCCCGCGACCCCUUGAGUAUGCACAGCACAUGCAGGUCCUGGUCGCCGUAGAAGGUCUUGAUGUCAUGCGCCAGCUUCUCGAUGCGGUCCAGAAUGAAGCCAGCUGGGAUCAACACACGCUCCAGGUCAAGCUGGUACUGCACACACCACACACACACACACACACACAGAGAGAGAGAGAGAGAUGAAUGCUCUGCCUUGUUUCUGUCUGCUGUGUGUAUGUGGUUGUGUGUCGGCCGCCCCGCGUGUGUGGUAUGUGCGUACGUGUGACGGGAGGAGGAAGUGGCUCAAUGCGUAGCCUGUGUCGUCGCUUAUGUACACGGGCUCAGAUCUGCCCUCUCCGCUGCCGGGAUUCUGCAGCGUCGGACGAUGCUUGCUCGAGGGGGGCUCGGAAUACAUCACGAGGGGGGCUGCCUGGCACUGCUUGUUCUGUCGGCUGAUGGCGUCGCGCUCACCGUCCCCUUUCCUUCUUCCCUUUCCUUCACAAAAUGCGAGCUUGGUAGCUCGCAAAAGCCGAUCCGCCUCUCUCCCUUUGGUUUUUCCCCUCUUCCCCUCUGCCCGGGCAGACCUGGUGUUUGCCAGUGGGACAGCAAUCCGUUUUCGCCAGCUCUCCGUCGAUUUGUGCCGAGCAGGUCAGACGGGAGGGCUGACAAGCGCCACGGGGAUGGAUGCAG
This is a messenger RNA of Vitrella brassicaformis, 1720 nucleotides long. The record is from the annotation of a GenBank genome assembly. NCBI's taxonomy places the organism in Eukaryota, Vitrellaceae.